CCGCCGGUCCCUCCCCCGGCGGCCUGGCGCCUCCCUCCCUCCCCGCCGCGGUGACUCACGGAGCGGGAGGCGGAGGCUGAGGCGGCCGCUCCCGCUGCUGCUGCUGCCGCCGCCGCGGCUGCUUGGGCUGAGCGCGCCCCGGAACAGGCCGCCGCGCGCCGCUCUCGGACCCGCAGCCCCCGCCCGCCCGGCCGGGUCGGGCGGCCCAGGGCUGCACCUUCCUAUUUCUCCCUGGCCACAACCUGCCCAUCGCAGUUGAGCCCCAGUUUGCCUGAAGUUAAUUUCCAGAAGCAGGAGUCUCCAGAGCUGGCCAGGGGAUGAACCGCGAGGGGGCGCCCGGGAAGAGUCCGGAGGAGAUGUACAUUCAGCAGAAGGUCCGAGUGCUGCUCAUGCUGAGGAAGAUGGGCUCCAACCUGACGGCCAGCGAGGAGGAGUUCCUGCGCACCUACGCGGGGGUGGUCAACAGCCAGCUCAGCCAGCUGCCCCAGCACUCCAUCGACCAGGGUGCAGAGGAUGUGGUGAUGGCAUUUUCCAGGUCGGAGACGGAGGACCGGAGGCAGUAGCUGUGAACCCCUUGGAACACUCUGGAAGCUGGCAAGGGCCAAGAGAUCUGUGUGGACCUCACCGGCUGAGUGGCAGAGGUCAUCUUCCCUACCCCCCACCCACCACCCCACCCCUUCCCGUCCCGCCUCACGGCCACUCAGCAUCAUCGAGGGAGACACCAGUGGUGCAGUUACGAUUGGCUUGAAGGGACGGACUCAUGAUUGGCUGCGGGAAGAAACCUUUUUAUUUUUAAAUCUUGACCAACGGAAACCUUUUUAUUUUUAUUUCUGACUCUUAUUUUUUAAAAAAAUUUGCGCCUCGGUGUAUGGCUUCCCAGGAAGCUCUCCGAGCUCUGGUGCUUUAUUUAGGUCACUUUUUAGGAAUGUGAAGAGGUCCGAUUGGCUGCUUAAACUGGAAAAGGAUCUUGAUUGGCAGGCUAAUGGGAAACGAUUUUUUUUCUUUGAUUGGCUGCAGGUGUCCUGCUGAUCAGCAACAGCUUCUCCCUUUUGAAUGUCGAAAACAGGGUUUGGGACGUUGGUUGUUAUAUUUGACUUGAAAAAAAGAAAGAAAAAAGAAACCAAGUGCGCUUUGCAAUAUUUAUUACACAAAGAGCUUACUGCUGCUUUCACGUGUUUUGUUUGUGUUUGCAUUCGAUUGGCCUUCGGUAUGUGUGUUUGGUUUCCCAUUGGCUCACCCAUGACUCCCGUUGUCAUGGGCUCCCCCUCUGCUGCCUGCAGGCCCUCUCCAGCCCCAGGGUUCACCUGGAAAAUGCAUUUGCUUUAAUGACCAUGCCCGGCUCCACCAGCAUGGGGACCACGAGGACCCCCAAGCAAGAUCCGCAGAUGGAAAACAGGGCCCCCGAGGAAGUCUGUGUUGUACUGAUCUAGCAGCCCAGAGCUUAGAGGUGACCAUUGGCCAGGAUUUAUGUGCAUCACUUCCAUGAGUUGGCAAGCAUCCAGCUUCCCUUGGUGAGAAUGGAAUCGCUCACACGCCAUCCGUCCAGCUCCCCCAGCCUGCCUGUGCUGAGCAGACGAGUAGGCGCUGGGUGGCUCUAUCCUUUCAGCCAUUCCCUCCAUAGGCUACUUCCUGAGGCCUCAUCUGGGGGCUCCGCCUGUAAAGGGAAGGAGCUGCUCCCAGCUGUGAGACCCCAAAACAUGGCAGAGGUCUCUGCCUGGGAGCCUAGAACCCACGCAGAGGCUUCAGCUUGGCUCACCAGGCCCAGGAGGCCUCUGGUUCCAAACACCCCCUUCCUCCCCAACCUCCCCCAGCCUCCUCUGGAGGUGUCUGCUGCUGGAGCAGUGGGUCCUGACCAGACUGCCCUCAGAUGGGUCUCUCUCCACAGCUGCCUGGAAGUGACAGGCAUUAUUUAUGAAGUGCCCACUGGGACAGCUAGCUGAUCCUUCACUGAACAGAUCCCACCAGGCUGGCCCUCAACCCAGGCCCCCCAAAACACAUUGCAGGGAAGUGGUCUUUGAAGGGCUGCAGGAACCCCAAGUCCUCCCACCUAGCCUCCUUCCUCCCCUGGAGGCAGCCUGCCCUGCUUCCUGCAUCUCUCAGGGGAACAGAAUCUGGGUGUGGAGUUGGAGGAAGCUGUGGACCUCAGGGAGACAGUAAAUGCCUGAGGCCUCCUUCCUGCCCCAGGUACCCAGAGCCAGGAGAAAAUUCUCAAGAGUCAAAUCUCCCCCUUCUCAGGGCUUGGGGCUGUCGUGGAGCAUAGGAGUGAACGCCAGCGUGCCCUAGGCCCAAGCCCUGGAAGGCUCCACGGUGAGUGGUCGUUGUACUCUGAGCUUCCUCUGAGCCUUGCCCAGAGGAGAACCAGAGUGUCACAACCUAGACACUCAUGUCCUCCACAUAUUGGCCACAUCAGUUGGCUGAUCGUUAACCUGAAGAGGCUGUGGGGGACCCCAGCAGGGGCCUGAGAUCAUCUUCCUCUCAGGGGCAGGGCACGUGCACACGCGUGUAUAAGUACACAAACUCAGACUCGCACAUGCACACUCCCAGCUCAGUGGCCUGCAGCUCCAGCUGAGCCCCUGGGGAAACGCGAGUGUUUUUCAGUCUCUGCCCCGGCCCCAUGUGGUAUAUCUGUUAACAGACGUCAGUGCCGGUGUGGCCGGCUGCUCCCUCUCCUUGUACCUGUAGCUCUCAUAAAGGGUCCGUGUCCCGGCUGAUGGUGUGUUCCUGCCCCAGCCUGUCCUUGCCAAGGUCAUGGGCCUCCCUCUUGUAACUGUGGUGGCCCUGAUCUGUCUCAUCUUCUGAAGAAGGAAAGUGAAAAUGUUGCUGUGGCUUCAUAUUUCAACUAAAAAUAUAUCUGUUGGAGAAAAAAAACAAUAAAAAUUUUUAAUAGUU
Messenger RNA from Camelus dromedarius (Arabian camel), 2889 nucleotides. It is a transcript of the gene CTNNBIP1, whose product is annotated as catenin beta interacting protein 1. The record is from RefSeq and is a predicted model, not a curated record. NCBI's taxonomy places the organism in Eukaryota, Metazoa, Chordata, Mammalia, Artiodactyla, Camelidae. Gene Ontology annotation, cellular component: nucleus; beta-catenin destruction complex; cytosol. The transcript is spliced from 5 exons. Gene Ontology annotation, biological process: negative regulation of Wnt signaling pathway. Bases 318 to 563 code for a protein of 81 amino acids. Gene Ontology annotation, molecular function: beta-catenin binding.